AUAGACGUCAUAUUUGCCCCUGGAGUGGUAUAUAUACCCCAUACAGACAGCGCUGAAUGUCGUUCUCCAGAUCAACAGGACUAUCUACAACACUAUAUUAAUAAAAGUUUGAAAAUAAUUAAUGAAAAUAAUGAAGGACAUCGGAAACGUCGCUCGGGGCUAUAAAGCCGCCAUCAACAACCGCAACGUCUCCUCCGAAGGCCGCCUCCACGCCGAAGAAGAGCUCAAGCGAAUCCAAUCCAACGAAGCCCCAGGCGACGAAGCCGGUCUAAGCGAUGACGAAGCAAGACAUGAUCGAAAUGUUGCGCGGGGAUUAAAGGCGGCGACGCAUAAUCCGAAUGUUACGGAUGUGGGGAAGCAGCAGGCUAGGGGUCGGUUGGAGAGUAUGGGGGAGCAUCCGGAGACGCCGGCUGAUUAGUGGUUUUAAUCUGAUGGGAGGUUCAUUUUGUAUAGUGGGCUGAGAUUGUAUAGUUUAUAGGUAUCUU
This is a messenger RNA of Aspergillus glaucus CBS 516.65, 485 nucleotides long. RefSeq names its product Con-6 family protein. Gene Ontology annotation, cellular component: cytoplasm. Lineage: Eukaryota; Fungi; Ascomycota; Eurotiomycetes; Eurotiales; Aspergillaceae. Bases 122 to 418 code for a protein of 98 amino acids. The transcript has 3 exons. The record is from RefSeq and is a predicted model, not a curated record.